Schistocerca nitens (vagrant locust) is the source of this 3402-nucleotide messenger RNA. RefSeq names its product transmembrane protein 161B (gene emei). The transcript is spliced from 12 exons. NCBI's taxonomy places the organism in Eukaryota, Metazoa, Arthropoda, Insecta, Orthoptera, Acrididae. Bases 110 to 1600 code for a protein of 496 amino acids. The record is from RefSeq and is a predicted model, not a curated record.
CUUUCGCUAUAUGCGACGACGAUAUUCAAACCCCCAAAUGUAGCAACACUUAUGCUAUAAAAAGCAAACAAACAAGAGACCGUGUUGUCUGCACGCUGUAAAUAGCGAAAUGGCACUCUUCGGCACGCAGCUCGUCAUAACGCUGGUGAUGGUCAGUGUUAUACAGAAGCUUGGACCACAUUAUUCUCUAGCAAGGUGGCUUCUCUGCUCCACAGGGCUCAUUCGCUUCCUGUAUCCCACCGAUGACGAACUGCGGAGAGCUGCCGGAGUCCCUAAGGACAAACCCAAAUCUAAGAAGGGGGGCCGACAUGUGGAGAAUGGCAGAGCUGGUGACACAUUCCACGUUCCGAGGAAUCUGGAUAUUCAGCUAGAAACGGCAAAGGUGUCCUCAUUGGACGUCGUCCACCUGCGCUACUACAGUGAGUACCAGUGGUUUGUCGACUUCUCGCUGUAUGCUGCUAUUGUUUACAUCUUGACGGAGGUGUACAGUUACUACUUCCCCCUGAAGGAUGAAUUCAACCUGAGCAUGGUGUGGUGCACGCUAGCUGUUGGAUUUUCAUUAAAGUUGCUCCUGUCACUGACCGCACACUACUUCCGCGGCGAGGAGUCGGUCGGGGAGAGGUCGACGGUUUUGGUGACGGCGCUGAUCUACCUCCUGGUGGCGAUGGCGGUGCUGAUUGCGGACGAGCGCACGCUCGAGACGGGGCUGGACCGGGCGUAUGCCAGCUUCAACCGCAGCGCGUCGCAGUUCCUGCAGGACCAGCAGGGCCUCAAGUCCAGAGGGCCUGCUUCACAGCUGAUACUGAAGCUGUCGCUGGCCGUGUGGUGCGGCGUGGUGGGAGCGCUCUUCACCUUUCCGGGGCUCCGCAUGGCCCGUAUGCACUGGGACUCUCUCAGGUAUUCGGCAGAGAAUCGUGUUCUGCGCCUGCUGCUGAACACGAGCUUUGCACUGCCGCUGCUACUGGUGGUGCUGUGGAUCCGGCCUGUGAGCCGAGACUAUCUCACGGGUAGAGUCUUCACUGGCAUGACGGGCCCCUUCAUGACACCAGAACUUUUUGAGACAAUGAGGCUGUGGCUGGUAGUCUUCGCAAUUCUCUUGAGGAUAGUCUUGAUGCCCACGUACCUACAAGCAUACCUCAACAUGGCCUACCAUCGCCUGGAGGAGCAGAAGAAGGAAGCUGGCCGUAUCACCAACACUGAACUCCAGAAAAAGAUAGCGGCUGUGUUUUACUACAUGUGUGUGGUGACUAUCCAGUAUGUUGCUCCGAUCAUCAUGUGCCUCUUCCUCACGAUGAUGUACAAAACACUCGGAGGCUAUACGUGGACUGGGCAGGUGGCACCUGCUACUGGAUUUUCACCUCUGGACAACCCGAAGCCCUCUUCGCCUCUACAGGGACCGUCCGUGUCCGGCACUGAGGGUACCGAGUCCAUCAGGCAGUCCGCCCAGGAGUUUGCUCUCGCCCUCAACUCCCUCAAACAGGUGUUCACGACAGAGGUGUUCCGCGGACUGCUGGGCUUCAUGACCUGGUGGACGUGCUUCUCCUGGUUCUCUACAUCUUCACUCGGCAUGCUGUAUCAGUCCUACUUCAGAUCCACCUAGUACAUCGCCCGCGUACCGAACGAGUACGAAGAUUGUCACAAUGGGCGACUUUAGUGAAGAAGGCGUUCCGGCGGCGGGGCAGAUACGAGAAAUCUGUGUGGUGUGUUACCUCUGACUCAAAUGUAGGGCCUCAUUAGUAGCAACUCGUGCAGUCUCCCGGGCUGCUGACAGAAUGCAAACUGCUCGCUGGAAGAGCAAUGGUGUGCCAUCGAGGCUCAGAAUAUAGGCAGUACGAGUGACGUGCGCACAAGCGAAUGUGGACUUGGAGUACUGGUUGAGCUCGGUACUGCCACUCUAGUGUUGCACACUAAACCUUUUCUGUGUAGUACUCUCUUCAUUCAUUUUGUAGAUAAGGUUUUCUUUCCCCAGGCAAAGCUUGACGUAAUAUUGGGAAGAAAUAUUGAUAAAAUGUAAUUUAAAGGUGAUGUGUAAUGCCACAGCUUUCUACCUGUUUCUUUGUCACCCACUGCAGACUGCAAUCAAGCUCACAUAAUCUUGUACAUGGACAAGUAAAUUCCACAAAUUUAUUUCUAGAAUGCGCUCUUUUAUUCACAAGUGUGUCGAUCACAUUUGGCAAAUAUUAAAGUUAACAGUAUUAGGAAAAGGAUAGAUUGGUACUUCACCGUAAAAAUGACCCAUUGAGUUGCAGAUAGGUACAAUGAUAAGGCUGUUACAUUUUAUAGAUUUUGGCAAAAGCCUUCCUCAGCAAGAAUGAACACACAGACACACACAGUGUCAUACAAAUGAGCACACCUCAUGCACAGAUGACCACUACUGCUGGCAGCUCUGACACGAAUUCUGGUUUACUAAGACACACUCAGAAUAGCAAAGUCGAGCAACAAAAUAUUUAACACCAACUUGUCAGAAGUUCCGUUUGGAUCUGCCAGUGGUAGUGGUCAUGUGUGCAUGAAGUGUAUUGCUUGUGUGAAUGCAUGUGUUUCUUUGCCGAAGAAGGCUCUGGUCAAAAGUUGUGUGUGUAGUAAGUAGUCUUUUUACUAUGCCUGCCUGCAGCUCAACAAGUAAUCUUUACAAUUCGUAGAAAUCUAUGCUUUUCCUAAUAUUGUCGAUAUUCCGACUUGGAGUUUCCAUUGUUUGAUAUGUUAAAGUUAAUUGGUUUAGAUGCUAAUGAAUCAUCACAACUAAAAAAACCAGAGAAGACAGAAAUGCAAAAUUUGUAUUAAACUUAAACUAGUACAGAAACGUUGAGAAGUGGAUGCUAAAGACAGAAACAAAAAUCAACCCGGUAUAAUGUUAUGCAAGGAACGUGUGAAGUUAUUAUGAAGCACCCAUUGUGGACACUUGAAAUGAACUGUAGGUGUGAGCCAGUGUGGGUUACAUUUGUGAGAAGUACAAUGUAAUUAGGUAAUAUGUUUGUUUCAUUUUAUAUGAUUCGUAGUCCCAGUUUUGUCUAAAUUUUUCUCAGUAUCCUCUGUUGUCGUUGAUUAUAUUUCGAGCAAAUUGAAAGUGAUGAUGAUGUAUUUUUUAAACAUAAACAACUGUUUACAUUGCACUUCUCCCACAUGAAAGCCAAGCAUACUCGUGCCUUCUAGAAACAUAGCUAUUUCAGUUUUAAGGUACAACACUUGAUCAACCGUGGCAGUUAAUUUUAAAUGACUGCAGUGAAUGCUUCAUAAUCACUUGAUAUAUAUUGCCCCUGUGACACAAUACAGAGUAUCUUAUUAUCUUUCUCUGCAGUUUGCACUUUUUAAAUUUUUAUAGCAGUUUAUAUUUAAUGGUAAUCUUUCAUUUUUAUCUUUUCUAGUUUUUAGUUCUUAUGAUAACUCAUUAAUCAAAACCAGUUA